This is a messenger RNA of Drosophila navojoa, 1335 nucleotides long. RefSeq lists its product as uncharacterized. Lineage: Eukaryota; Metazoa; Arthropoda; Insecta; Diptera; Drosophilidae. The record is from RefSeq and is a predicted model, not a curated record.
CCACAUACGCAGCUCAGAAGCGCUUGAUAUCCGUGGAUACAGUUUGAUCAUCAUGCCCAAGCAAAGCUCCUACGCAAACCUAAAGGUACUGGCAGCUCCGGAUUGGCUCACCCGCGAAUACGUCCAGCAGAGGAUGCGAAACUAUCUUAAGGAGUCGAAGCUGCGGCUUCAGAAGCUGCACAUCCAGCCGGCCACGGCUAAUGGGGAGAACUAUGCAAGCGUCAUGACGAGGAUCAUCGUUGAGUACACAGACAAGGAUCUGUGCCAGCAUACAGACAACUUUAUUGUGAAGACCACAUUCGCCGACAAGGAUCCGGCUGCUCACUUGCUGGAGCAAUAUGGCGUCUAUGUCCGUGAAAUGGACAUGUACGAGGAGGAGCUGCCCAAGCUGGCCAAGAUCAUUCUGCUGGAGCUUGGGGACAGUCGGAAAAUGUUUGCUCGCACAGUGUAUGUAGAUCGAGAGCACGACUCGAUUAUGUUUGAAGACAUGUCCUUGGACAAAUACUCUGUCGCGGAUCGCUUGAAGCAAUUGGAUCUGAAUCACGUUCGGUUGGUGCUGGAAAAACUGGCGAAAUUUCAUGCAGCCGGAGCGGUGCUCAACGAGCGGCAGCCAGGGAUUUACGGCCAGAAAUACGAUCGGUGCUUCUUCAAUAAAUACACCCAAGCCUACAAGCCCAUUAUGCAGAAUAUGCUGAGAGCCCUAAUAACAUCCAUCGAGGAUGACAAGGCCCUGCAUAAGCGCUAUGCAGCUAAGCUGAACGGAGUCAUCGAUCACAUCAUGGAAUACGGCGAGCGGACGAUGGAGCUAAACAAGGGAGACUUUGCAACUCUCUGCCACGGCGAUCUAUGGACUACAAAUAUCAUGUUCAAUUACCUGAACGAUGGCACACCGGACAAUGUGAUCUUCAUAGACUUUCAGUUUAGCGUUUGGAGCUCGCCGGCUAUCGAUCUGCACUACUUCUUCUGCACCUCGGUGCAGAACGAUCUGUUUAGGUAUCAUCAGGCCGAGCUAGUCCAUUUCUACUACCAGAAUCUUGUGGAGGCACUAACUAAACUGAAAUACAAGGGUCAAGUGCCCAGCCUAUUUGAGUUUCAACAGCAAUUUCAAGCGCGUGGCUUCUAUGGUGUUUUCUGCUCAUUGGUAUUCUUGGCUGCCAUGCUGCACACUGGGCCCGAGGAAUUCUCCAUCGAAAAAGCGCUGUCUGACUCUGUGGCCGAUGCGGCUGUGCGAGUUGCUGUCUAUAAAAGCGAGCUAUACCAAAGGAAACUAAGAGAAAUCUUGCCUAUUUUAGAACACAAAGGACUGCUCGAUGAGAUGUAAAUAAAAUUGGUGUU